This is a messenger RNA of Aethalodelphis obliquidens (Pacific white-sided dolphin), 6718 nucleotides long. It is a transcript of the gene FBXO42, whose product is annotated as F-box protein 42. Lineage: Eukaryota; Metazoa; Chordata; Mammalia; Artiodactyla; Delphinidae. The record is from RefSeq and is a predicted model, not a curated record. Gene Ontology annotation, cellular component: SCF ubiquitin ligase complex. The coding region runs from base 137 to 2290 and encodes 717 amino acids. The transcript is spliced from 10 exons. Gene Ontology annotation, molecular function: protein binding; ubiquitin-like ligase-substrate adaptor activity.
AAUCCCGAGUGCGGCAAGCGCGGCCUGCGGCGGAGCGCCUCUGCUCAGAUCCUAUCCCCGGCUCCCUCACCUUCUUCGCCAGCGGAGCGUACCCGAGAGCGUGGCGCUGGCUGGGCCAGCUGUCAAGUGGAAUGUCAUGGCCAGCUCCUCGGACAGUGAAGAUGAUAGUUUCAUGGCUGUGGACCAAGAAGAGACUGUGCUGGAAGGGACAAUGGAGCAAGAUGAGGAGCCCCGCCCAGUAUUGGAGGCUGAGGAGACUAGACAUAAUAGGUCCAUGUCUGAGCUGCCAGAAGAGGUUUUGGAGUAUAUCCUGUCCUUUCUCUCACCAUACCAGGAACACAAAACUGCAGCCCUUGUCUGCAAACAGUGGUACCGACUUAUUAAAGGUGUAGCCCACCAGUGUUAUCAUGGUUUCAUAAAGGCUGUCCAGGAAGGAAACAUUCAGUGGGAGAGUCGGACUUACCCUUAUCCUGGAACCCCAAUCACUCAGCGGUUCUCACACAGUGCGUGCUAUUAUGAUGCUAAUCAGUCUAUGUAUGUGUUUGGAGGCUGUACCCAAAGCAGCUGCAAUGCUGCCUUCAAUGACCUCUGGAGACUUGACCUAAAUAGCAAAGAGUGGAUCCGACCUUUGGCUUCAGGGUCCUAUCCUUCCCCCAAAGCUGGCGCGACUCUGGUUGUAUACAAGGACCUGCUGGUGCUGUUUGGUGGUUGGACACGGCCAAGCCCUUACCCCCUACACCAACCAGAGAGGUUCUUUGAUGAAAUACAUACUUACUCACCCUCUAAAAACUGGUGGAACUGCAUUGUGACAACCCAUGGCCCACCUCCCAUGGCUGGGCAUUCUUCUUGUGUGAUAGACGAUAAAAUGAUUGUCUUUGGUGGCUCCCUAGGAUCCCGGCAGAUGAGCAACGACGUCUGGGUCCUUGACCUUGAGCAGUGGGCGUGGUCCAAGCCGAACAUCUCUGGCCCUAGUCCUCAUCCUCGAGGUGGCCAAUCUCAGAUUGUCAUAGAUGAUGCAACUAUUUUAAUCCUUGGAGGGUGUGGUGGUCCCAAUGCUCUGUUCAAGGAUGCUUGGUUGUUGCACGUGCACUCAGGUCCCUGGGCCUGGCAACCACUCAAGGUGGAAAAUGAAGACCAUGGGGCCCCAGAACUGUGGUGCCAUCCAGCUUGCCGAGUAGGGCAGUGCGUGGUGGUCUUCAGCCAGGCUCCUAGUGGGCGAGCCCCACUCAGCCCCAGUUUGAACUCUCGCCCAUCACCUAUCAGUGCCACUCCUCCAGCCCUAGUUCCCGAACCUCGAGAAUACCGCUCUCAGUCUCCGGUAAGGAGUAUGGAUGAAGCUCCCUGUGUUAACGGCCGCUGGGGAACACUGAGGCCCAGAGCGCAAAGACAGACCCCCUCAAGUUCCCGAGAAGGAAGCCUUUCCCCAGCCAGAGGCGAUGGCUCUCCCAUCCUCAAUGGUGGGAACUUAUCUCCAGGAUCAGCAGCUGUAGGUGGCUCUUCCUUGGACAGUCCUGUACAGGCUAUAUCUCCUAGCACUCCAUCUACCACUGAAGGAUAUGACCUAAAAAUGGGACUUUCUUUGGCCCCCCGACGAGGGUCACUACCAGAUCAGAAAGAUCUAAGAUUGGCAUCAAUGGAUCUGAACUGGGAUCCGAAACCUGCUUCCAGUAGCAGUCACAUGGAUGGUGUGGACAACAGAACAGUUGGGGGAAGUUUGAGACACCCUCCUGAACAGACAAAUGGUGUGCAUACCCCACCGCACGUGGCCAGUGCCCUUGCAGGAGCAGUUUCCCCAGGUGCCCUGCGUCGGAGCCUAGAAGCCAUCAAAGCAAUGUCGUCCAAAGGCCCCCCAGCCUCCGCAGCACUAAGUCCUCCUCUGGGGUCUUCUCCAGGCUCCCCUGGGAGCCAGAACCUGAGCAGUGGAGAAACAGUGCCCGUUCCCCGCCCAGGGCCUGCCCAAGGAGAUGGACAUUCCUUACCUCCCAUUGCCCGGCGCCUGGGCCACCACCCUCCACAGUCCCUAAAUGUUGGCAAACCCUUGUACCAGAGUAUGAACUGCAAGCCCAUGCAGAUGUACGUGCUGGACAUUAAAGACACCAAGGAGAAGGGGCGAGUCAAAUGGAAAGUAUUUAAUAGCAGUUCUGUGGUUGGACCUCCCGAAACCAGCCUGCAUACAGUGGUACAAGGCAGGGGCGAACUCAUCAUAUUUGGAGGACUCAUGGACAAGAAGCAGAAUGUGAAGUACUAUCCAAAAACAAACGCCUUGUACUUUGUGCGAGCAAAGAGAUAAUAUGUUCUAAAACCCUUUCCCUUCCUGUGGCUUUUAAUUUGGAAUUUUCCAGCGUGCAAGCAUUUGGACUGAGAAUUGAGAAAACAAGGGACAAAAUUACUCUCAUAAACCAAACCCCAAUUCCCAACCUCACUCACUCCAGGCUGGGAUCAAAUCUCCAUUAAGAAAAGAAUUAUAUAAAUAUAUAUUAUAUAGCCAACUCUGUUUACAAAGAGGGAGAGAUCUCCGUCCUGGUUCAGAUAAAAUUGUUGCUGUGUUUUAGCAGAGGCUGUGCUGCCUUUUUCUACUUUGCUGAUAACUAGACCAAGAAUUUAGGGAAUAGAUUAAUACCAGAACCUUACUAAAGAAACUGAAGAGCCACCUGUAAAUCUUAUUUGGCCUUCUUAGAGUUAGAAAAAGAAAGGGCAUGUGUAAGAUGCACGACUAGAGGUUUCAGAUUCCCAUGCUUCAGGGGCUGGCAGGGUAAAAGUAACCUGUAGAAAACUGUUCUUCUCCCCGCCCUGCCCCGCCCGCAGAGGACCUGUGAAAACUUCUCUUUGCAGUAAUGCCCUGUGCCUGGCCCUAUUCUGCUCUUUGUGACUGAGGAAAGUUACCCAACAAGGGAUUUUGUUCCACGUUUGUGUGCCGGGAUCAUCGUGAAACAAAGUUUAUGCAGAAACACCUAGUGUCCAUUGGUUUUUGCUCUCUCCAUGUUUCAGAAAACAUUCUGGUGUCUGAUUGUGGAAUUUUCUGACAAUCAUAUUUCGUUGCAGUUGCCAAAAACCACAUUUGUUCUCUUUUUCUUUCCCUUAAAACCUGAUCCUCAGAGGCUGCCUUUGCUAUUUAUAGGCUGCUUUUCUUCCCUCCUUCCUCCCUCCCUCCCUCUUUUUCUUUAAUAUGUGGAUUUUUUAAGCCCUAAAACCUUUCGCACUUUCUUUUAUUAAGCUUGGGUGCCCAGAGAAAUCUCUUAGAAAUAUUUCUGGAAUCCAUUUUCUGGUGUCACUAGGGGACCAGUAGGGAAUUCUGAGAUGCCAGUAUCAUGAGAAAUCCUUGAAGCAUCAAAAGAUACUGUUUUACCUUACGGGCUUCUUUUUAUUUCCAAAGCACGUUGGACACACCCAUCCAUGUUUAUGGAACGUGGAAAUGGAUCUUGGGAGAGAAUCCCAAUAACGGUUCCUUCUAGAAAUGACUUUUGCCCUUGUUUGUGACACGCAUUUUUCUGCCUGGUUGUUGACUGGUGAUUGGGUUGAAUAUCAUGUGCUUGGCCUCUCUGAUGCGUGGCUGACCUUGGGAGCAGCUCCUUCUUUGUCAUUGUCAUGUUUACCUGUCACCCAAACAAGGCUUGGGUUUUUACUUUCAUGUCAUUUCUGAGAUAAGGUGUAACCCACCAGAGCAUGUUCUUUGGUUGACACAGGAAAUUACAAGUUACCAGUCUCUAAACCACGGCCUGGACAUAGGAGACAUUGGCACCACUUAAAUGUGGAUUUUUUUGGUGAUUUCUCAUCAGUAGAAAGAGGAUUUUUAUUUUGCCUUUAGGGUUUAAAUUUCAAAACACGGCAUUUCUCAUCCCCACACUCCCCUUUUUCUUGUUAGCAUUUCCCAAGCGCAAGCCUGCUACAGCUGGCCCUGGGUCCUGGCUCUCAGCCAGCUCUUAGCAGUCUGUCUGAUAAGUCUGUUUUCUCCUGUUAACGUCAUGUUAAAUCCUUUCCCCUAGCCAUUAGCUCUACAAUGUGGUCUUGGUGGGAAAGCGCCCCUGGUGCCAAGCCCAGGAAAGGGCCAGCUCAUGGGGAGGGGUAUGUGUUCCAGAAACUGCUCUAUGUGCUCCCUUAGAUGAGGAAACUACCAUGUGCCUACUUACUGUGGUGUCCAACUGCUCAGAGCUCAGCACUUAGCUUUCCAGACUCUCUGCUCUGGGCCUGUUGCCAGUCCUUCUUUGGCAAAGACUGUUUGAUCGUGUGGGGGUCCUUAUUCACAAGAGAAAGCUAGCCUAGAAGAUCAGCAAUUUUGGCAUUACUACUAUUGCUGAACCUUGUUUAUGACAUUGCAUUUGUGCAUGGACAGUGCCUCCAAACUCACUUCCUACUUAAAUAUAAAGUAUUUGGAAGCCUGCAAGUUCAGAAUCUCAACUUUGUAAUCUUUCCUUUUGUCCUGUGGCCUUCCUAAGCCAGCUGUUAACUUGUUGAUUCCUUCUACUUUCCCCAAGUAGGCAGGCAACAGAGAUGAUGAUUCUCUUAGAAAGUAACCUGGCUCCUCGGAACUCCAUGGCAUCCCAGCAUUACCCACGCCACUUGGAACCAGACUGUCUGUUUACAGCUCUUGAAGAAGAAUCUGCCUCUUCCGCACCUGGUGGUGUGGGUCCUGGUGGCUCCUGGGCGUUGUGGCCGUGUAUCUUGGGAGAGUGACUCAACAUAGUCAAGGUGACUGUCUCCUCCGGCCCUUGUGAAGCCGCCCCAUGCAGUGGAACUUCAGGCGUCUCAGCUGAGGUGACCAUUUCCACGGCGCCAUGGAUGCUUCAGUCAGAUCAGAUUUAACCACAGCUCUGGUUUUGACAUGAUGCCGACUUUGUCUUAAAAUUCACUGAGGAAAAUGAGGCAAAAUAUUUUUUUAAACCCUCAGGAGCACCUAAAGUAAAUAUUUAUCCAUAUUUAAGUAUUUAAAAUACAUUUUGUUUCUACUUGAAGCUUUAACCCCCUUCCAUUCCUGCAAGUGUGCCUUUGAGAGCCCCCAUGUCACAUUGACUCCACUGGCCACCUCAUUGACGUCGUGAGAAUUUUAGUCUCUUCCCAUCCUCUUGAACAGAGCUUCCUGUUUUCUCAUUUUGCAGGCUGUGCAGCAGAGAGGGUUCUGUAUUUUUGCUCAUGUUUCUGCCCUGCUGCUACACUUCGGUGGUGGGUUCCACAAACCACCACCCACCCACCCACCGCACCCACCAUACAUUUGGAAGCACACAUUUGGUAUCAAAACAAACUUAAAUUUUAGUUGUAAGGCAAUACUGGGCUUACUCUCCUCCCAGCCCUCUGGAGAUUGAUUUCAUUUUAAUAUUUGAGUUUUCUAUCAAGAGCUGAAACCAUGAACUAUCCUAGGAACGGUGUCCAAACUCUUUAAAAUAGAAGAAGAGGAAGAAGAAAGAAAAGCAACUGAAGUCUUGACUUUGGAGGACAGAAAGCCACCAGCUGAUGGAGAACAAAGGGAUGCUUCCUUUUCCUUUCACUUUAUUUUUCUGGAUUUCCUUCUGCUUUGCUUCUUCAGAGUGACAUUCCUGGUUGGUUUGUCUGUCUGUCCUUGUCCUUGUAAUGAUCCUGGUAUGGUGAUGUGCUCUGCUUUGCAUUAUCUGUGGUCUCUUACCAGCGCACAAGUCAGUGGGGAGGAUCUGAACACACCCAGGGGCAAGGAAGCCGAACUUCAAAGCCUGUACCCCAUGCAGCCUCCCCAUGAACUGCAGAAGGCAUGUUCUGCAUGGUCACCAGUAAGUGGCUCCCUCCACCAUGUUCACUGUCAAAUGAAAGCAACCCUUAGGCAUUGGCUCCACUGUACUCUCUCUUUCCUUCGCUCUGCUCCCUUCCCACCAACCAGGGUUCAUGUCAGUGCACACCUGUUGUGCCCUGACGAAGCUGGUGCUGUGAGUGAUGUUUUCCAUACAGCUCAGGGGUCCUGGGUGGCUUACCCUGAGAUGAUCAUUUUAGGCACAUAACAGUGUAGGAAUGAAAAGUGGAUUUGAUUUCAUUGAUAUUUAAAUCUCUGUCGAUUUUAUUUUUUGUUUAUGUUUUCCCCAAUGACUUUUUAGCAGUUUAACAAAUAAAACAAAAUGGAUAGAAUUGUCUUAACUGUUUUAUUAGUAUGAAAGAAAGCAAGCUGUGACGAAAAGCAAUUGGAGAUUGAAGUUGGAAGCAAGGUAGUUGGAAAGAUUCUCCUCCUCUAGGAGGUUGCCCGUCCAUGAGGACGUCAUUUAAUAAAGCAGCUCUCUCCAUCAUGCUUGAAGGACUCUGUUUCAGAGCCUCAGUACCACCCUGCAUUGGAGACCCAAGAGAGGUGAUGAGCUUGGAGCAGAGGCCCAGGGACCAGGAUGACAUCUACGCCAUCACUGGCCUCCUAAGCAAAGAUGAGGACACGGGGCCUCCGGGUCUUGAAACAGCAUAGCAAAUGGGGGUUCAGAACACAGGCCUGAGCCCUAUAGGCCUGUGGCUAAUUCUGCCUUCCGCUAUUUACUACUUAAUCUUGGAUACAAGUUUCCUAUCUAUAAAUAUAGUUUCUAUUUUAUAGGAUCAUGAGGAUUAAUUGAAGUUGUAUAUGAAGAGCACCAGCACAGUGCCUGGCACAUAAUAAAUGCUUAAUAAGUGGUGGCUGUUAUUUAUAAUUAGCCCUUGAAGAAAAUACGUGAUCUUGAAUGAAAGUGCUGGGCAAUGUGUGUAAAUUGUUAGGAGCAUGGCCAUACUAAAGAUUAUGCAUGUC